Oncorhynchus keta (chum salmon) is the source of this 2845-nucleotide messenger RNA. RefSeq names its product glucose-6-phosphatase catalytic subunit 1-like. Gene Ontology annotation, biological process: glucose 6-phosphate metabolic process; gluconeogenesis. Gene Ontology annotation, cellular component: membrane. The transcript has 5 exons. Lineage: Eukaryota; Metazoa; Chordata; Actinopteri; Salmoniformes; Salmonidae. The record is from RefSeq and is a predicted model, not a curated record. The coding region runs from base 131 to 1192 and encodes 353 amino acids. Gene Ontology annotation, molecular function: glucose-6-phosphatase activity.
AAGUCCAGUGGGAACAACAGACUGCAUCACAGUCCUGGAGCUCAAGAGGACCGCUCCUGACCAUUCUCCAAUCCUCGCCCAGCUUUGGUGUACCUUCCCUGGGGACUGAUCUGGAUUCCACACCACAGUCAUGGAUCUUUUCCACAGCUGGGGGGUGGAAGUGGCCAUCCAUCUGCAGACCCAGUAUGGGCAUUAUGAGGGCUGGUUUAGCCUAGCCUCUACAGUGGCUGACCUGCAUACCACCUUCUUUUGUUUCUUCCCAGUCUGGUUCCAUCUGCGCAGGGACGUGGGUGUAAAGCUCAUCUGGGUGGCUGUCAUCGGGGACUGGCUCAACCUGGUCAUGAAGUGGGUUCUAUUUGGAGAGAGACCCUAUUGGUGGGUCCAUGAUACCCGCUUCUAUGGGACAGAUCCAGCCCCUGCCUUAAAACAAUUCCCCAUCACCUGUGAAACUGGACCAGGAAGCCCUUCGGGUCAUGCCAUGGGCUCGUCUGGGGUGUGGUACGUGAUGAUAACAGCUGGGGUAGGAUCUAUUGUUGUUUUGGAGCAGGGCCUUAGUGUCUUCCCCAGGUUCUUGCAGGUGGGGCUUUGGAUGCUGCUGUGUACAGUAGAGCUGCUGGUGUGCAUGUCCAGAGUCUACAUGGCUGCCCACUUCCCGCACCAGGUCAUCAGUGGGGUCAUCACAGGUAUCAUGGUGGCUGAGGCCUUCUCCAGAGUGCAGUGGAUCUAUGGAGCCAGUCUGAAGAAGUACUUCUACACCACCCUCUUUCUGCUCUCCUUUGCUGUGGGCUUCUACGAGCUGCUGAAAGCUAUAGGCGUGGACCUGCUGUGGACCCUGGAGAAAGCCCAGAAGUGGUGUGUGAGAGCCGAGUGGGUCUACAUGGACUCCACCCCCUUUGCCAGCCUCCUGCGCAAUAUGGGCACCCUGUUUGGCCUGGGCCUGGGCCUGCACUCACCCCUCUACACCGAGAACAAGAACAGCAGCAUCCCCUUCAGGGUGGGAUGUAUCACUGUCUCUUUAUUGUUGCUACAGAUUUUGGAUGGCUUGACGUUCUCCUCGAGAGACCAGGCAAUGUUCUAUAUGUUGUCCUUUAGUAAGAGUGCUGCUGCUCUCUUCAUUCCCACAGCUCUGGUUCCCGGAGGACUCUCCUGGAUCUUCCCAGGUAGUGGGGCGGCUAAGCUGAAAUUUUCAUAACAAUCGUUCACUUUAUGAUAAAAGCACCAAAUUUUGCAGAGGUAGAUUUAUGUACCCUGAAAUUAUUUACAUAUCAGGCCAUGGCAGCCAUCUUACAAAAUGGCCACUGAAAGUAACACAACAUUGUACAAUUCAGAAGUAGUGUUUUGAUAUAACUGCACCAAAUGUGUUACAGAGGUAGAUGUAUGUACCCUGAAAAUAUUUACAGUAUAUAUGGAGCCCCCACAUAUUUGGCCCCUGGGGCCACUGCAGACAUUUUACAAAAUGCCAACAUAUUGUAACACUGUUUGACAAUUCGGAAUGACGUUUUGAGAUAACAGCACCUAUGCUACAUAGGAACAUUGAUGUACCCCGAAAGGAUUAAGAAAUGGAAACCCCACAGAUUUGGCACCUAGGGGCCUCUACGGGGCCAUGUCAGUCAUUUUACAAAAUCGCAACAUAUUGUACAUUUGUUUUACAAUGCAGAAGGACUGUUUUGAGAUAACAGCACCACAUUUAGUACAGAGGUAGAUAGUACAGAUAGUACAGUACAGUGCUUUCAGACAGUAUUCAUGCACCUUGAUUUCUUCCACAUAUUGUUGUGUUACAGCCUAAAUUGAAAAUGGAUUACAUGUAUUUAUUUUUAUCUCACACAAUACCCCAUAAUGACAAAGUGAAAACAUAUUUUUUGGAAAUUUUUGCCAAUGUAUAUUUAGGCUUGCCAUAACAAAGGUGUUGAACUCAAGACCAUAUGGUAUUGUGUGUAGGCUAGUGACCAAAAAUCUCCAUUUAAUCCAUUUUAAAUUCAGUCUUUGACAAAAUGUUUUGGGAAAAAUGUCAAGGGGUGUGAGUACUUCCCCGAAGGCACUGCAUGUCAGGGAUGUGCAACUAUGAUGAGGGUCUGGAGUCAUUAUGAGGGGCUGCAGUGGCUCGUGGGUCUGCGUACCCACACAUCCACACUGUGGCGGAGAGAAGAUUUUGCAGUUGUAGAGCGCAUUUCAAACAAUUCUAAACAUUUUGCCAUAGGGAGGAAAAUGUUUGCAGUUUUUAAAUAUGAUGACUUAUGAUCAAUGGGCCUCACCCUGGUCGGUAAUUGCUUACUACAAGUUCAGAAAGCUAGACUAAUUUACCAAUGACAUGAGCUAAUUAAAAAACUGCUGAUGCACAACUAAAUUCCAAAAUUGAACCUUCUAUUGUAUUAUUCUAACUCUUAGUUGAGACCCUGACCGAGUCCCCCCCCCCACCCUGAUUUUAAAUUGGUCCACGGGCCAUAUGCAUCCCGCGGGCCACCAGUUGCCUAUUCCUGUAGAUGCUGCAGUGUAGCCUCUGAUGGAAUCCUGUACAUUCAAGACUUAUAGAUGGAUAUGGUUAUGCACAGGUGGUGAAUAUGAUCAUGCAUCUAAAAAGUUUGUAAUAUGGCAGGUAACCUGGUUGAUUUGAAGAAGUUAAAGUGUUUGACAAUUUUUGUGUUUUGUAUUUACUAGAUAUUGUGAACAAGUUUGCAGAGAUGAAUUAGUGAGUCAAAUCAGACAAGAGGUGUCCAUACUUUUGAGUUUGAUUGUUCUUCCGAGAAAGAUUCGGUCCAGCUUUUCUUCUCUGUGUCUUGUUUUUCCAAAAUGCCAAUGCUGAUUCAUUUUCACCAGAGCCAGGCAUUAAACAUGAACUACUAGGCCA